Molecule: messenger RNA, 1811 nt
Organism: Drosophila novamexicana
Lineage: Eukaryota; Metazoa; Arthropoda; Insecta; Diptera; Drosophilidae
Product: eukaryotic translation initiation factor 4E1-like
Exons: 2
Coding region: 273-1244 (323 amino acids)
Biological process (GO): translational initiation
Cellular component (GO): cytoplasm; eukaryotic translation initiation factor 4F complex
Molecular function (GO): RNA 7-methylguanosine cap binding; translation initiation factor activity
Source: RefSeq, a predicted model, not a curated record
UCAUUUCGGGAUUUGUAGCGCCGAUUUUCAGUUGACUUUUACAGCUCCAAAAAGUUAUUUCGUUUACAAAUUAAACAUAUAUUUUAAUUGUGAACGUACAAAUGUAAAAAACCGUGCACCAUUUUCCAGAUAACAAAUUUGAAUACGUUCUGCCUGCAGAUUCCACAGCUAUCAUUUGUCGAAAGCUCUCCAGCACCAGCUGGAUAUACAGAAGCAAGAAAAUAGGAAUCCUAAAGAUAAUAAGUACUGCGUGCAAAGCGAGCGUUCGCAAAAUGAAGAACUUUGCCGAUCCGAAGUCCAUUUUUAAAAGCAGCGCUGUGGCUGCCGCCAGCGACGAACAGGUGGAUGCCAGUGCAGAUUUGGAAACUACAGGAGCUCCAGAAUCAUGCCAGGAACCAGCUGAAGCAGAAGCUCUAGCGCCAGCUACAACUGCGGCUCCAACACGAGCUCCAUCUCCAAUCCCAACUUCAACUCCAGCUUCAUCUCCAGCUGCAGCUGCAACUGCGGCUCCUACUCCAGCACCAACUCCAAUACCAACUCCAGUUUCAACUCCAGCUUCAUCGCCAGCUCCAGCUAUAGCUGUGGCCACUGAAAUUGAGAUUGAAGAAGAGGAAGCCACUGCCAAGCCUGAGGAGUGCCAGACAUCCAUCGAUCCGAUGCUAGAUGAUGAUGCAAUUGCCAAGCGCAACGAUAAAUUGCUGAAGCAUCCAUUGCAAAACGUCUGGACUCUCUGGUAUUUGGAGAACGAUCGCACCAAGUCCUGGGAGGAUAUGCAAAACGAGAUCACGAGCUUUGACACUGUCGAGGACUUCUGGAGUCUAUACAAUCACAUCAAGCCGCCAUCCGAGAUCAAGCUGGGCAGCGAUUAUUCGCUAUUCAAGAAGGACAUACGCCCCAUGUGGGAGGAUGCUGCCAAUAACAAUGGCGGUCGCUGGGUGAUCACGCUCAAUAAGAUAUUGAAAGACGAUCUGGACAAGUUGUGGCUUGAUGUGCUUCUAUGUUUGAUUGGCGAGGUUUUUGAUCAUUUGGACCAGAUUUGUGGCGCUGUUGUCAACAUACGCGGCAAGAGCAACAAGAUAUCCAUUUGGACAUCCAAUGGCAACAACCAGGAGGCCAUAUUGGAGAUUGGCCACAAACUGCGCGAUGCUCUCCGUCUGGGUCCCCAGAAUGUGCUGCAAUAUCAACUGCAUAAGGACACAAUGGUCAAGCAGGGCUCCAAUGUUAAGUCUACAUACACUCUAUAAAAAAUCGAUGAUCCAAGCACCCCACAAAAUUACGAACCAGUUUAGCCAGUUUUGCGUUUGCCAUAUAUAUAUAUAUAUAUAUGUAUGUAGAUCUUUCUUUUUGUUUGUUUGUAAGCGACCUUUUGAGUGUAGUAUUGUGUAAGCAUAAGUAGACAUAGGCUCGGAAGUAAGGUAUCUGGACUCGCGAACGUAUCUGUGUGGGAAUAUCGCACUUGGUAACGAUACUUUUAUCUCCGGCAAAUGUACCAAAUCAUUCAAUUGUUGUAUCGUAACUGUCAUAUCCUUUUUCCAAAAUUUCUAUUUUAAAGGAUUUUCUUUUUUAAUUUUCUCACAGUAUCAAAAUUGAAAGGUACUUUUAAAAUUGUUCAAUGUUAAAAUAAUCCAAAGUUAAGUUUUGUGUCAGUGUGUGUUUGUUAUUUUUUUUGAUAACAAAAAAUAGUUUUGAUAAGGUUACCCUUACCCAAGUCUUGUAACACGUAGGCAAGGUAGGAUUCAAAUACACAAGUUUGUAAACGCACUUUUUUGAAAAUCUAUAAAAAAUGUAUCUUAUAUCCAUUAAUAAAUGAU